Messenger RNA from Ictalurus punctatus (channel catfish), 1005 nucleotides. RefSeq names its product mediator complex subunit 20 (gene med20). Gene Ontology annotation, cellular component: mediator complex. Gene Ontology annotation, molecular function: transcription coactivator activity. Lineage: Eukaryota; Metazoa; Chordata; Actinopteri; Siluriformes; Ictaluridae. Gene Ontology annotation, biological process: regulation of transcription by RNA polymerase II. The record is from RefSeq and is marked provisional.
GUAAGACCCCGGAAGUAAAUGUACGCAGCAGCUUCUUUUUUUUUUGCGCCAGCGAGAAAUAUUUUGAAUACAUUUUCAAAGUUGUUUUAUAAAAUGGGAGUUACAUGUGUGUGUCAGGUGCCGGUGGUGGAGGGGAAGAGUGUCCAGCAGACGGUGGAGCAGCUGCAUAAGAGACUGGAGCAGCUCGGGGCAGUGAAACAGGGCAGCUUCUUCGUGGAUUGUGAGACGUAUCAUGCUACAACAAACACUGGAGCUCAGCCCUCUAAGCUCCUGUACGUGAUGCAUAACUCGGAGACACCUCUCAGUUGUCUGGCUCUGUUUGAUGGCGGCCCCACGCUGGCGGCAGACGCUAACUUCGACGUGCUCAUGGUGAAGCUGAAGAGCCACUUCCAGAACGCUAAGGGACACAAGGUGGAGAGCCGCGGCGCCCGCUAUCGCUAUGCCGACUUCCUGAUUAAGGUCGGCACGGUAACAAUGAGCUCCAGCGCUCGGGGGAUCUCAGUGGAGGUGGAGUACUCCGCUUGUGUGGUUCCUGGUGACUGUUGGAACCUGAUGAAGGAGUUCAUGCAGAGUUUUCUUGGCCCCAGCGUUCCUGACCUGCCCUCUGUGUUCAGCAGUAAGGCCGAGGGUCUGUUCGCUCCGGCCGACUGCAUGGACACCAUGAACCAGUACCUCGAGCUCUUCAGCAAAAUCCGCAAACAGCAGGUGCUGCCGGGGAGCGGAGUGCGCUGAGAGCUACACACACACACACACACAUACGCAUGCACAAAGAAACAUAGUCCAGGCUGGAAAGAAGAAACCACACACACAAGUCUUCCAGCUCUGGACCAGGACAAGAGCUGUAAAACUUCACAACUCACACUUCCAGUUUCUCAGCUGUGUGUUUUCUUCACUUUUUAAAACUUCAUAUGCUGAAGCAAGUGAGCAGACAUUGUGACUGAACUUUGAUGGGGUUUUCUUUUGUAAAGAAAACGUCAAUUUUUCAAAAAUAAAGAAUUGAACUGA